AUGGAUAACUUCAAUUACCCUCUGACCCCUGAGCAGCUUCAGAGCUUCCAAGAGAAUGGAUAUCUGCUUGUCCGCGGCUUCUUCACCAAUUCCGAGGCCAAGACACUCCAGCAGUGGGCGCAGGAAGUGCAUGAUUUGCCACGCACUGCUGACGUUCCUUGGAUGCCUUACGAAGAGGUCAAUGGCAAGGGGGAUCGUGUGUUGUGUCGCACGGAGAACUUUGCGAACUCCCACGCUGGUUUCGACAGCUUCUUGCGCGGAGAGCGGGCUACUAGCAUGUUACAGCAGCUGGCCGGUGAAGAAAUGCUUCUUUUCAAGGAGAAGAUCAACUACAAGCUUGCCGGAAGUGGUGGCUUUGACCCCCACAUCGAUGCUAACGCGUACACCCACGUGAAAAACAUCAAGCAUCUCACAAUUCUCGCCGCUGUCGAUGAAAUGACAUCCGAGAAUGGAGGUCUCGAAGUUGUCAACGGCAGCCACCGCAUGCAGAUUCCUCUGGGAAGUGAUCGCUGCAUCGAACCCGAAUGGGUGCAAAGCAAUCCCUGGGUUUCAUGCGACUUAUUGCCUGGCGAUAUCCUGGUUUUUGGCUCUUACUUGGCUCACCGCAGUGGUGCCAACACUAGUACCAAGGAUCGACGGGCUAUCUAUGCUACUUACAACUGCGCGGCGGAGGGAAACCUCCACGAUCAGUACUAUGCUGAUAGACGGAAUCUCUGGCCCGCGACGCACAUGCGGAAAGAGGGUGUUGAUUACGAGGAGGGCCGCGUGCGUUAUGCUUUCGGCUCACCGAUGUUGACAGUGGAGCCGAAUGGGGCUUUGGCUUGA
Molecule: messenger RNA, 825 nt
Organism: Penicillium longicatenatum
Lineage: Eukaryota; Fungi; Ascomycota; Eurotiomycetes; Eurotiales; Aspergillaceae
Product: phytanoyl-CoA dioxygenase family protein
Exons: 3
Coding region: 1-825 (274 amino acids)
Source: RefSeq, a predicted model, not a curated record